AAUCUCUUUCAGGUGGACCCAAAGCAUACCUUUUUUCCGUUUUUCUUCCGUUCAAAACCCACACAGCUUCGUCGUGGAAGCCAGCCAGAGCGAGACAGAGAGAGAAGGAGACCCAAGCAAUGAGCAAAUCCCCAAACCAAUCGCAGCCCCGGCAAGAGAACGAACGCCGGCCGCCGCCUCAACAAGCGGCCGCGUCUGCUUCUCGAACUCCUAUGCAGAAGAUCAACUCCAGCGCAAAAGAACCCUACUUAACAAAGGCGUUUGGAUUCUCUCGCCAUUCCCUCUCACGCGAUCCAGAGGACCCGAUUCUACCGCUCCCAACCGACGAUGUAUUUGAAUCACCGGCGGCGAAUUCCCCCCAUCGUUCGUCGAAGGAGAGCUCUCUCGACUCCCCAAUCCGAUCCCCUGUGCGACGAUCGGAGAAACAGGUACCAGUACCGAUUCCACAGAUAAACAGAGAGGCAUCCUUUCCGGAUUCACCUUUCCGAUCCCCGAUAUGGGAAGCGGAAAACACCUCUCCUCCUGCUUCGCAGCGGCCAUUGUCCACUCAAAACAAGAAGACAUCGAAAUCAGCGGAAGCAGAUGAGACGGUAAUUGUUACGCAUCAUCAAUCGGUACCCGAACAUCCCGGAAGCCCGAUGUUGCAGUCAGAUGGAUCGCCGGAGAAAACAGCGUUGGCCAACAGGAUGGCGGCGCCGGCGGCGACGAUGGCGACGAAGAUGAGCCGGGGUGGGGUGAAUGAUAUGAGUAUGAAAUCCGGAAUUAUACGAUCGGCAGCUAUGAGGAAGGCUGAGUUCGGGCUUAGGGUUUUGGAGGUGAUCCUCUGCUUGGUCUCGUUCUCGGUGAUGGCGGCCGAUAAAACCACCGGUUGGGCCGGCGACUCGUUCGACCGCUACCAAGAAUUCCGGUAUUGUUUGUCAGUGAAUGUUAUAGGGUUUGUGUACUCGGGGUUUCAAGUGUACGCCCAAUUUCACCGCAGGAUGAUGAAGAGACGCAUCAUAGACCGUCCAUUGAGUGACUAUUUCGAUUUCUCCAUGGAUCAGGUUUUCGCUUACCUACUGAUGUCAGCGUCGUCGGCCGCAGCUGCCCGUAACGACGAUUGGAUCACCAUGUUUGGGAGUGAUAAAUUCACAGAAAUGUUGAAUGGUUCCAUCGCCAUGUCUUUCCUCGCUUUCAUGGCUUUUGCAUUAAGCUCCAUAAUUUCUGCUGACAAACUCUUCAGCUGGAAUCCUUGAGACCACAGCAGUGCUUAUGUUAAGGUUUUACAGUAUGGUGUAAAUUUCAUAUACACGUUUGAUAAAUGUUUAUAGUUUUUUUCUUGUCUUGAGAAAUUUACAUUCCUGUCAUGCAAGAAAGAGUUAUUAACAGGGAGUGUGUAUUAUUUUGCCAUUGCCAUUUCUUAGCAGGUGUAACUAAGUAACAGAAUUGUUUAGGCUGGCAAUAUGUAUUUGUUUAUUUUUUUGCAAGAUAAAUAAAGUGCAAGUAAAUGUUGA
Molecule: messenger RNA, 1493 nt
Organism: Phalaenopsis equestris
Lineage: Eukaryota; Viridiplantae; Streptophyta; Magnoliopsida; Asparagales; Orchidaceae
Product: CASP-like protein 4A3
Exons: 3
Coding region: 120-1235 (371 amino acids)
Source: RefSeq, a predicted model, not a curated record